AUGUUACUUGACGAAAUGGGACAGGUGAGUUGGCAAUACUCGCCUAGAGAAGGAAAUAAGGCUGCUCACAUUAUGUCUCACUCGGAGACGAGGUGGAAGGAGAGUGUGAUCUGGUUUGAUAUACCACCGAUUUUUCUAGUUGAUCAGAUAGUGUUGGAUAAUGUAACCGCAACAUCUUAUUAA
Molecule: messenger RNA, 183 nt
Organism: Linum tenue
Lineage: Eukaryota; Viridiplantae; Streptophyta; Magnoliopsida; Malpighiales; Linaceae
Source: the annotation of a GenBank genome assembly